AUGCGUGCCUUUACCUUGUCCACCGUCCUCUUUGCUGCCGCCACUCUUGCGGCCCCUUCUCCUCUGAGCUCGGAAUUCUGCAACCGUCCCGGUCUGUGUGACUUUGAGGAUGCCACUGCCCAGGCUCAAUGCAUUGCCCAAUGCGAGGCCAUUCCCGGCUGGCUGAAGACCAAGAGAGAGCCCGAGCCUCUCUCCUCCAAAUUCUGCAACUCUCCCGGUCUUUGCUACUUCCCCAACAAUGCUGCUGCCCAGGCGCAGUGCAUUGCCCGCUGCGAGGCCAUGCCUGGCUGGUUCAAGGCCAAGAGAGCCCCAGAGCCUCUGACUGCUUCCUUUUGCAACCGCCCCGGUGUCUGCGACUUUGAGGACGCCACUGCCCAGGCCCAGUGCAUCGCUCAGUGUGAGGCCAUUCCUGGCUGGUUGAAGCCCAAGCGCAGCCCCGAGCCGCUCUCCUCUGAGUUUUGCAACCGCCCCGGUGUCUGUGACUUUGAGGACCCCGCCGCCCAGGCCGAUUGCAUUGCCUGGUGCGAGGCCAUUUAA
This is a messenger RNA of Pestalotiopsis fici W106-1, 537 nucleotides long. RefSeq lists its product as uncharacterized. The record is from RefSeq and is a predicted model, not a curated record. Bases 1 to 537 code for a protein of 178 amino acids. Lineage: Eukaryota; Fungi; Ascomycota; Sordariomycetes; Amphisphaeriales; Sporocadaceae. The transcript is spliced from 5 exons.